AUGAGCCAAUUUCAGGUGCCUCUGGCCGUUCAGCCAGACCUGCCUAGCCUUUAUGACUUCCCGCAGGGCCAGGUGAUGGUAGGGGGCUUCCAGGGCCCAGGCCUCCCAGUGGCUGCAAGUGACUCCCAACUCCGAGGAGGAGGAGGAGGAGGGGGUGGAGAUGGGCGAAAGAAGAGGAAAAGGUGCGGGACUUGUGAGCCCUGCCGAAGGCUAGAAAAUUGCGGGGCUUGCACCAGCUGUACCAACCGCCGCACACAUCAGAUCUGUAAGCUGCGCAAGUGUGAGGUGCUCAAGAAGAAAGUGGGACUUCUCCAAGAGGUGGAAAUAAAGGCUGGUGAAGGAGCCGGGCCGUGGGGACAAGGGGCUGCCGCUGUCAAGACAGGUUCAGAGCUCAGCCCGGUUGAUGGACCUGUUCCAGGUCAGAUGGACUCAGGGCCAGUGUUCCAUGGGGACUCACUGCAACUAAGCGCCUCCGGGGCGCCAGUCAAUGGUGCUAGAGAACCCACUGGACCCAGCCUUCUGGGGGCUGGGGGUCCUUGGCGAGUAGACCAGAAGUCCAGCUGGGACGGUGCCCCAGGCCCAGCUCACUCUGCUCGCCUGGAAGAUGCCCAUGAUCUGGUGGCCUUUUCGGCCGUGGCUGAAGCUGUGUCUUCUUAUGGAGCCCUUAGCACCCGGCUCUAUGAAACCUUCAACCGUGAGAUGAGUCGUGAGGCUGGGAACAACGGCAGGGGACCCCGGCCAGGGCCUGAGGGCUGCUCUGCAGGCAGCGAAGACCUUGACACAUUGCAGACAGCCCUGGCCCUGGCGCGACAUGGCAUGAAACCUCCCAACUGCAACUGCGAUGGCCCGGAGUGCCCUGACUACCUCGAGUGGCUGGAGGGGAAGAUCAAGUCCGUGGUGGUGGAGGGAAGGCAUGAGCGACCCAGGCUCCCAGUGCCACUCCCUCCUUCCGAGGCUGGCCUCCCGACACCCAGUCCCGAAGUCCCCCAGGUCCCUCCCCCAGAGGGCCUGCCCCUGUCCCAGAGUGCCCUGAGUAUCGCCAAGGAAAAGAACAUCAGUCUUCAGACCGCCAUCGCCAUUGAGGCCCUCACCCAGCUCUCCUCUGCCCUCCCUCAGCCUUCUCACUCCACCUCCCAGGCCUCGUGCCCUCUUCCCGAGUCCCUAUCCCCUCCGGCUGCCUCUUUUAGAACAUCCCAGUCCUACCUCCGGGCUCCCUCCUGGCCAGUGGUCCCUCCCGAAGAGCAUCCAUCCUUUGCUCCCGAGAGCCCUGCUUUCCCGCCAGCAACUCCUCGAACAGAGUUUCCUGAGACCUGGGGUACUGACACCCCAUCAGCAGCUCCCCGGGGCUCCUGGCCUAUGCCCCGGCCAAGCCCUGACCCCAUGGCUGAGCUGGAGCAGCUGUUGGGCAGUGCCAAUGAUUAUAUCCAGUCAGUAUUCAAACGGCCUGAGGCCCUGCCCUCAAAGCCCAAGGUCAAGGUUGAGGCUCCCUCUUCCUCCCCUGCCCCCCCACCCUCCCCUGUCCUGCAGAGGGAGGCUCCCACACCCACCCCCGAGCCUAGCACCCACCAGAAGGCGCAGACCGCACUGCAGCAGCACCUGCACCAUAAGCGCAGCCUCUUCCUGGAGCAGGCCCACGAUGCCUCCUUCCCACCGCCCUCAGAGCCCCCAGCAUCUGCAGCCGGUUGGUGGGCACCACCCAGCUCCCCUGCCCCGAGGCCUCCAGAUAGACCACCCAAGGAGAAGAAGAAGAAGCCCUUGGUGCCGGCUGGAGGCCCCGUGGGCACUGAGAAAGCCACACUGGGGCUCAAGCCUAGUGUCCGGAAGCCCAUUCAGAUCAAGAAGUCUCGGAGUCGGGAGACACAGCCCCUCUUUCUGCCCAUGCGGCAGAUCGUCCUGGAGGGGUUGAGGCCCCCCAUCUCUGAUGAAGCACAGGCACCUCUAGCUGCCUCCCUCCCUGCCCCACAGGGCUCUUCUGUGCCCCUGCCCCCAGAACCUUCUCUUGCGCUAUUUGCACCUAGUCCCUCUGGGGACAGCCUGCUGCCCCCUACUCAGGAAAUGAGGUCCCCCAGCCCCAUGGUCGCCCUGCCACAGGGUGCUGCCGACCCUCUCCCCCCUGCCGACGACAAGCUGGAGGAGCUCAUCCGGCAGUUUGAGGCUGAAUUUGGGGAUAGCUUUGGGCUUCCUGGCCCCCCGUCUGUGCCCAUUCAGGACCCCGAGAGCCAGCCAACAUGUCUCCCACCCCCCGAGAGCCCGUUCACUACCCGAUCCCCCAAGCAAAUCAAGAUCGAGUCUUCAGGGGCCGUGACUGUGCUCUCCACUACUUGCUUCCAUUCCGAGGAGGGGGGCCAGGAGGCCACCCCCACCAAGGCUGAGAACCCACUCACACCCACACUCAGUGGCUUCUUGGAGUCGCCACUGAAGUACCUGGACACACCCACCAAGAGUCUGUUGGACACACCCGCCAAGAGGGCACAGGCCGAAUUCCCUACCUGUGACUGCGUUGAACAAAUAGUGGAAAAAGAUGAAGGUCCAUAUUAUACCCACCUGGGAUCUGGCCCCACAGUAGCCUCCAUCCGGGAACUCAUGGAAGAGCGGUAUGGAGAGAAGGGGAAAGCCAUCCGGAUCGAGAAGGUCAUCUACACGGGGAAGGAAGGGAAGAGCUCACGGGGUUGCCCCAUUGCAAAGUGGGUGAUUCGCAGGCACACGUUGGAGGAGAAGCUGCUCUGCCUGGUGCGGCACCGGGCAGGCCACCACUGCCAGAACGCUGUGAUCGUCAUUCUCAUCCUGGCCUGGGAGGGCAUCCCCCGAAGCCUGGGAGACACCCUCUACCAGGAGCUCACUGACACCCUCCGGAAGUAUGGAAACCCCACCAGCAGGAGAUGUGGCCUCAAUGAUGACCGGACCUGCGCUUGCCAAGGCAAAGACCCCAACACCUGUGGUGCCUCCUUCUCCUUUGGCUGUUCCUGGAGCAUGUACUUCAACGGCUGCAAAUAUGCACGAAGCAAGACCCCCCGCAAGUUCCGCCUCACGGGGGACAACCCCAAAGAGGAAGAAGUGCUCCGGAAGAGUUUCCAGGACCUGGCCACUGAAGUUGCUCCCCUCUACAAGCGACUGGCUCCCCAGGCCUACCAGAACCAGGUGACCAAUGAGGAAAUUGCCAUUGACUGCCGCUUGGGGCUGAAGGAAGGGAGGCCCUUCUCGGGGGUCACGGCCUGCAUGGAUUUCUGUGCCCACGCCCAUAAGGACCAGCAUAACCUCUACAACGGGUGUACAGUGGUCUGCACCCUGACCAAGGAAGACAAUCGCUGUGUGGGCACAAUCCCCGAGGACGAGCAGCUGCAUGUGCUCCCCCUGUACAAGAUGGCCAGCACCGACGAGUUCGGCAGUGAGGAGAACCAGAAUGCCAAGGUGGGCAGCGGGGCCAUCCAGGUGCUCACAGCCUUCCCCCGGGAGGUGCGGCGCCUGCCGGAGCCAGCCAAGUCAUGCCGCCAGCGGCAGCUGGAAGCCAGAAAAGCAGCGGCCGAGAAGAAGAAGAUUCAGAAGGAGAAGCUGAGCACUCCCGAGAAGAUCAAGCAGGAGGCCCUGGAGCUGACCGGGAUCCCUGCUGACCCAGGCCUGGCCCUGAAGGGUGGAUUGUCACAGCAGAGCCUGAAGCCUGCCGUCAAGGUGGAGCCCCAGAACCACUUCAGCUCCUUCAAGUACAGCGGCAACGCAGUGGUGGAGAGCUACUCGGUGCUGGGCAGCUGCCGGCCCUCCGACCCCUACAGCAUGAACAGCGUGUACUCCUACCACUCCUACUAUGCACAGCCCGGCCUGCCCUCUGUCAAUGGCUUCCACUCCAAGUACGCGCUUCCAUCCUUUGGCUAUUAUGGCUUUCCCUCCAGCAACCCUGUCUUCUCUUCUCAGUUCCUGGGUCCCGGUGCUUGGGGCCACGGGGGCAGCAGUGGCAGUUUUGAGAAGAAGCCAGACCUCCAUGCUCUGCACAACAGCCUGAGCCCGGCCUACGGUGGUGCUGAGUUUGCCGAGCUGCCUGGCCAGGCUGUGCCCACAGACACCCACCACCCCACUUCUCGCCACCAGCAGCCUGCUUAUCCAGGCCCCAAGGAAUACCUGCUUCCCAAGGCCCCCCAGAUCCACCCAGCGUCCAGAGACCCCUCUCCCUUUGCACAGAGCUCCAACUGCUUCAACAGAUCUAUCAAGCAAGAGCCAGUAGACCCCGUGGUCCAGGCCGAACCCUUACCCAGAGACACUGCUAAGAUGGGCAAAACGCCUGCGCCUGGAGUGUCCCAGAAUGGGGGACCCAGUCACCUCUGGGGACAGUACUCAGGAGCACCAAGCAUGUCCCCAAAGAGGACUAACAGUGUGAGCAGCAGCUGGGGUGGUUUCCCUCCCGGGGAGAGCGCCACCCUCAUCCCCGAAAAGCUCGGUUCUUUCGGGUCCAGCUGCCUGACCCCCUCCCACUUCCCGGAUAGCCAGUGGGGGCUCUUCCCCGGAGAGGGGCAGCAGCCAGCCCCCCAGCCGGGUGGGCGGCUCCGAGGCAAGGCGUGGAGCCCUUGCAAGUUCGGCAAUGGCACCUCGGCCUUGGCGGGGCCCAGUCUGACGGCAGAGAAGCCAUGGGGGGUGGCCGCAGGGGAUUUCAACUCCGCCCUGAAAGGCGGUCCCGGGUUCCAAGACAAGUUGUGGAGCCCCCUGAAAGGCGAGGAGGGCAGGAUUCCAACGCCGGGGGCCAGCCAGCUGGACAAGGCCUGGCAGUCCUUCGGCAUGCCCCUGGGCUCGGGGGAGAAGCUCUUUGGGGCCCUGAAGUCGGAGGAGAAGCUGUGGGACCCCUUUAGCCUGGAGGAGGGGACGGCAGAGGAGGCCCCCGCCAAGGGGGUGGUGGUGAAGGAGGAGAAGGACGCGGGGACUGUCGCGGCUGCGGAGGAGGAGGAGGAGGAGCUGUGGUCCGACAGCGAACACAACUUCCUGGACGAGAACAUCGGCGGCGUGGCCGUGGCCCCGGCACACGGCUCCAUCCUCAUCGAGUGCGCCCGCCGCGAGCUGCACGCCACCACACCUCUCAAGAAGCCCAACCGCUGCCACCCCACCCGCAUCUCGCUGGUCUUCUACCAGCACAAGAACCUCAACCAGCCCAACCACGGGCUGGCGCUCUGGGAGGCCAAGAUGAAGCAGCUGGCGGAGCGGGCGCGGGCCCGGCAGGAGGAGGCCGCCCGUCUGGGCCUGGGGCAGCAAGAGGCCAAGCUCUACGGGAAGAAGCGCAAGUGGGGCGGUGCCGUGGUGCCCGAACCCCAGCAUCAGGAGAAGAAGGGGGCCGUGCCUACUCGGCAAGCGCUGGCCGUGCCCACGGACUCCGCGGUCACCGUGUCCUCCUACGCCUAUACGAAGGUCACCGGCCCCUACAGCCGCUGGAUCUAGGUGCCUGGGAGCCAGCGUACCUCAGCGUCGGGCCCGGCCCGAGCUGCUCUGUGGUGCUUUUGCCCUCACACCGGGGGGCGGGUUGGGGGUGCAGAAGUCUUUUCAUCUAUACAUACAUAUAUAGAUAUGCAUAUAUAUGUAUUUAUGGUCCAAACCUCAGAACUGACCCGCCCCCCCCCAACCCCUUCACUCCCCGUCUCCCCCCAGCACUUUGAAGAAGAAACUACGGCUGUCGGGUGAUUAUUUUUUUCUUCUCUCGUGAUCUGAAUAUUUAUAUCUCCACUUGGUUUCUUCCUCAUCCCACCUCCUCGUUCUGGGGAAGGGGCGGGGAGGAGGGAGGAUUUUAUUUUCUCUUGUUUUUAAAACUCUAUCCUUGUAUAUCACAAUAAUGGAAAGAAACUUUCACAAAGGAGUAGUUUUAAAUUCCAUUUAAAACAUGUAUUUAUUGGGUUUUUGUUU
Suncus etruscus (white-toothed pygmy shrew) is the source of this 5871-nucleotide messenger RNA. It is a transcript of the gene TET3, whose product is annotated as tet methylcytosine dioxygenase 3. Gene Ontology annotation, biological process: positive regulation of transcription by RNA polymerase II; oxidative demethylation. Gene Ontology annotation, molecular function: DNA binding; DNA 5-methylcytosine dioxygenase activity; zinc ion binding. The coding region runs from base 1 to 5412 and encodes 1803 amino acids. The record is from RefSeq and is a predicted model, not a curated record. Gene Ontology annotation, cellular component: nucleus. The transcript is spliced from 11 exons. NCBI's taxonomy places the organism in Eukaryota, Metazoa, Chordata, Mammalia, Eulipotyphla, Soricidae.